Molecule: messenger RNA, 6645 nt
Organism: Rhinopithecus roxellana (golden snub-nosed monkey)
Lineage: Eukaryota; Metazoa; Chordata; Mammalia; Primates; Cercopithecidae
Gene: ACAN
Product: aggrecan
Exons: 19
Coding region: 1-6645 (2214 amino acids)
Biological process (GO): cell adhesion
Molecular function (GO): hyaluronic acid binding; calcium ion binding
Source: RefSeq, a predicted model, not a curated record
AUGACCACAUUACUCUGGGUUUUCGUGACUCUGAGGGUGAUUGCUGCAGCUGUCACUGUAGAAACUUCAGACCAUGACAACUCGCUGAGUGUCAGCAUCCCCCAACCAUCCCCGCUGAAGGUCCUCCUGGGGACCUCCCUCACCAUCCCCUGCUAUUUCAUCGACCCCAUGCACCCUGUGACCACCGCCCCCUCUACUGCCCCCCUGGCCCCAAGAAUCAAGUGGAGCCGUGUGUCCAAGGAGAAGGAGGUAGUGCUGCUGGUGGCCACUGAAGGGCGCGUGAGGGUCAACAGUGCCUACCAGGACAAGGUCUCGCUGCCCAACUACCCGGCCAUCCCCAGUGACGCCACCUUGGAAAUCCAGAGCCUGCGCUCCAAUGACUCUGGGGUCUACCGCUGUGAGGUGAUGCACGGCAUCGAGGACAGCGAGGCCACCCUGGAGGUCGUGGUGAAAGGCAUCGUGUUCCAUUACAGAGCCAUCUCUACACGCUACACCCUCGACUUUGACAGGGCACAGCGGGCCUGCCUGCAGAACAGUGCCAUCAUUGCCACACCCGAGCAGCUGCAGGCCGCCUACGAAGACGGCUUCCACCAGUGUGAUGCCGGCUGGCUGGCUGAUCAGACUGUCAGAUACCCCAUCCACACUCCCCGGGAAGGCUGCUAUGGAGACAAGGAUGAGUUUCCUGGUGUGAGGACGUAUGGCAUCCGGGACACCAACGAGACCUAUGACGUGUACUGCUUCGCCGAGGAGAUGGAGGGUGAGGUCUUUUAUGCAACAUCUCCAGAGAAGUUCACCUUCCAGGAAGCAGCCAAUGAGUGCCGGCGGCUGGGUGCCCGACUGGCCACCACGGGCCAGCUCUACCUGGCCUGGCAGGCUGGCAUGGACAUGUGCAGUGCCGGCUGGCUGGCCGACCGAAGCGUGCGCUACCCCAUCUCCAAGGCCCGGCCCAACUGCGGUGGCAACCUUCUGGGUGUGAGGACCGUCUACCUUCACGCCAACCAGACGGGCUACCCUGACCCCUCAUCCCGCUACGACGCCAUCUGCUACACAGGUGAAGACUUUGUGGACAUCCCAGAAAACUUCUUUGGAGUGGGGGGUGAGGAGGACAUCACCGUCCAGACAGUGACCUGGCCUGACAUGGAGCUGCCACUGCCUCGAAACAUCACUGAGGGUGAAGCCCGAGGCAGCGUGAUCCUUACCGUAAAGCCCAUCUUCGAUGUCUCCCCCAGUCCCCUGGAACCUGAGGAGCCCUUCACGUUUGCCCCUGAAAUAGGGGCCACUGCCUUCCCUGAGGUUGAGAAUGAGACUGGAGAGGCCACCAGGCCCUGGGGCUUUCCCACACCUGGCCUGGGCCCUGCCACGGCAUUCACCAGUGAGGACCUCGUCGUGCAAGUGACCGCUGUCCCUGGGCAGCCGCAUUUGCCAGGGGGGGUCGUAUUCCACUACCGCCCAGGAUCUACCCGCUACUCGCUGACCUUUGAGGAGGCGCAGCAGGCCUGCCUGCGAACCGGGGCAGUCAUUGCCUCACCAGAGCAGCUCCAGGCUGCCUACGAAGCAGGCUAUGAGCAGUGUGACGCCGGCUGGCUGAGGGACCAGACCGUCAGAUACCCCAUUGUGAGCCCAAGGACCCCAUGCGUGGGCGACAAGGACAGCAGCCCAGGGGUCAGGACCUACGGCGUGCGCCCAUCAACAGAGACCUACGAUGUCUACUGCUAUGUGGACAGACUUGAGGGGGAGGUGUUCUUCGCCACACGACUUGAGCAGUUCACCUUCCAGGAAGCACUGGAGUUCUGUGAAUCUCACAAUGCCACGCUGGCCACCACGGGCCAGCUCUACGCCGCCUGGAGCCGUGGCCUGGACAAGUGCUAUGCUGGCUGGCUGGCCGACAGCAGCCUCCGCUACCCCAUCGUUACCCCAAGGCCUGCCUGCGGUGGGGACAAACCAGGCGUGAGAACGGUCUACCUCUACCCUAACCAGACGGGCCUUCCGGACCCACUGUCCCGGCACCAUGCCUUCUGCUUCCGAGGGGUUUCAGCAGUUCCUUCUCCAGGAGAAGAAGAGGGUGGCACACCCACAUCACCCUCUGGUGUGGAGGACUGGAUCGCUACCCAAGUAGUGCCUGGUGUGGCUGCUGUCCCUGUAGAAGAGGAGACAACUGCUGUACCCUUAGGGGAGACUACUGCCAUCCUAGAGUUCACCACUGAGCCAGAAAACCAGACAGAAUGGGAACCAGCCUACACCCCAAUGGGCACAUCCCCGCUGCCAGGGAUCCUUCCUACUUGGCCUCCCACUGGCACAGCAACAGAGGAAAGCACAGAAGGCCCUUCUGCAACUGAAGUGCUUACUGCCUCAAAGGAACCAUCCCCCUCAGAGGAACCAUUCCCCUCAGUGAGGCCAUUCCCCUCAGUGGAGCCGUCCCCUUCGGAGGAGCCAUUCCCCUCCAAGGAGCCGUCCCCCUCAGAGAAGCCAUCAGCCUCAGAAGAGCCAUAUACACCUUCACCCCCGGUGCCCAGCUGGACUGAGCUGCCAGGCUCUGGGGAGGAAUCUGGGGUCCCUGAUGUCAGUGGUGACUUCAUAGGCAGUGGAGAUGUUUCAGGACACCUUGACUUCAGUGGGCAGCUGUCAGGGGACAGGGCAAGUGGACUGCCCUCUGGAGACCUUGACUCCAGUGGUCUGACUUCCACAGUGGGCUCAGGCCUGCCUGUGGACAGUGGACUAGCCUCAGGGGAUGAAGAGAGAAUUGAGUGGUCCAGCACUCCUACAGUUGGUGAACUGCCCUCUGGAGCUGAGAUCCUAGAGGGCUCUGCCUCUGAAGUUGGGGACCUCAGUGGACUUCCUUCUGGAGAAGUUCUAGAGACUUCUGCCUCUGGAGUAGGAGACCUCAGUGGGCUUCCUUCUGGAGAAGUUCUAGAGACUUCUACCUCUGGAGUAGGGGACCUUAGUGGACUGUCUUCUGCAGGAGAAGUUCUGGAGACUACUGCCUCUGGAGUAGAGGACCUCAGUGGACUUCCUUCUGGAGAAGUUCUAGAGACUACUGCCUCUGGAGUAGAGGACAUCAGUGGCCUUCCUUCUGGAGAAGUUCUGGAGACUACUGCCUCUGGAGUAGAGGACAUCAGUGGCCUUCCUUCUGGAGAAGUUCUGGAGACUACCGCCUCUGGAGUAGAGGACAUCAGUGGGCUUCCUUCUGGAGAAGUUCUAGAGACUACUGCCUCUGGAGUAGGAGACCUCAGUGGGCUUCCUUCUGGAGAAGUUCUAGAGACUUCUACCUCUGGAGUAGGAGACCUCAGUGGACUUCCUUCUGGAGAAGUUGUAGAGACUUCUACCUCUGGAGUAGAGGACCUCAGUGGACUUCCCUCUGGAGGAGAAGUUCUAGAGACUUCUACCUCUGGAGUGGAGGACAUCAGCGGGCUUCCUUCUGGAGAAGUUCUAGAGACUACUGCCUCUGGAAUAGAGGAUAUCAGUGAACUUCCUUCAGGAGAAGGUCUAGAGACCUCUGCUUCUGGAGUAGAAGACCUCAGCAGGCUCCCUUCUGGAGAAGUUCUAGAGACUUCUGCCUCUGGAGUAGGGGACAUCAGUAGACUUCCUUCUGGAGGAGAAGGUCUAGAGACCUCUGCUUCUGGAGUAGGGACUGACCUCAGUGGACUUCCUUCUGGAAGGGAGGGUCUAGAGACUUCAGCUUCUGGAGCUGAGGACCUCAGUGGGUUGCCUUCUGGAAAAGAAGACUUGGUGGGUUCAGCUUCUGGAGACCUGGACUUGGGCAAACUGCCUUCUGGAACUCUAGGAAGUGGGCAAGCUCCAGAAACAAGUGGCCUUCCCUCUGGAUUUAGUGGCGAGUAUUCUGGGGUGGACCUUGGAAGUGGCCCACCCUCUGGCCUGCCUGACUUUAGUGGACUUCCAUCUGGAUUCCCAACUGUUUCCCUAGUGGAUUCUACAUUGGUGGAAGUGGUCACAGCCUCCACUGCAAGUGAACUGGAAGGGAGGGGAACCAUUGGCAUCAGUGGUGCAGGAGAAAUAUCUGGGCUGCCCUCCAGUGAGCUGGACAUUAGUGGGGAAGCUAGUGGACUCCCUUUAGGAACUGAACUCAGUGGCCAAGCAUCUGGGUCUCCUGAUGUCAGUGGGGAAACACCUGGACUCUUUGAUGUUAGUGGGCAGCCAUCAGGGUUUCCUGACACUAGCGGGGAAACAUCUGGAGUGACUGAGCUUAGUGGGCUGUCCUCUAGACAACCAGGUGUUAGUGGAGAAGCAUCUGGGGUUCCUUAUGGCAGCAGUCAACCCUUUGGCAUAACCGACCUGAGUGGAGAAACAUCUGGGGUCCCUGAUCUCAGUGGGCAGCCUUCAGGGUUACCAGGGUUCAGUGGGGCAACAUCAGGAGUCCCUGACCUGGUUUCUGGUGCCACGAGUGGCAGCGGUGAAUCUUCUGGCAUUACAUUUGUGGACACCAGUUUGGUCGAAGUGACCCCUACUAUAUUUAAAGAAGAAGAAGGCUUAGGGUCUGUGGAACUCAGUGGCCUCCCUUCUGGAGAGGCAGAUCUGUCAGGCAGAUCUGGGGUGGUGGAUGUCAGUGGACAGUUUUCUGGAACAGUUGAUUCCAGUGGGUUUACAUCCCAGACUCCAGAAUUCAGUAGCCUACCAAUUGGCAUAGGUGAGGUCAGUGGAGAAUCCUCUGGCGCUGAGACUGGGAGCAGCCUGCCCUCGGGAGCAUAUUAUGGCAGUGGACUUCCAUCUGGUUUCCCCACUGUCUCUCUUGUAGAUAGAACUUUGGUGGAAUCUGUAACCCAGGCUCCAACAGCCCAAGAGGCAGGAGAAGGGCCUUCUGGCAUUUUAGAACUCAGUGGUACUCAUUCUGGAGCACCAGACAUGUCUGGGGACCAUUCUGGAUUUCUGGACCUAAGUGGGCUGCAGUUCGGGCUGGUAGAGCCCAGCGGAGAGCCACCAAGUACCCCGUAUUUUAGUGGGGAUUUUGCCAGCACCACCGAUGUAAGUGGAGAAUCCUCUGCAGCCAUGGGCACCAGUGGAGAGGCCUCAGGACUUCCAGAAGUGACUUUAAUCACUUCUGAGUUCAUGGAGGGUGUUACUGAACCAACUGUUUCUCAGGAACUUGGCCAAAGGCCUCCUGUGACACACACACCCCAGCUUUUUGAGUCCAGUGGAGAAGCCUCCGCAGCUGGGGACAUUAGUGGAGCUACCCCAGUGCUCCCUGGGUCUGGAGUAGAAGUGUCAUCAGUCCCAGAAUCUAGCAGUGAGACAUCUCCCUAUCCUGAGGCUGGAGUUGGAGCAUCUGCUGCCCCUGAGACCAGCGGAGAAGAUUCUGGGUCACCUGAUCUGAGUGAAACCACCUCUGCAUUCCAUGAAGCUGACCUCAAGAGAUCCUCUGGCCUAGGAGUGAGUGGCAGCACUUUGACAUUUCAAGAAGGCGAGGCAUCAGCUGCCCCAGAAGUGAGUGGAAAAUCUACCACCACCGGUGAUGUGGGGACAGAGGCACCAGGCUUGCCUUCAGCCACUCCCACGGCUUCUGGAGACAGGACUGAAAUCAGUGGAGACUUGUCUGGUCAUACCUCGGGGCUGGGCGUUGUCAUCAGCACCAGCAUCCCAGAAUCUGAGUGGACCCAGCAGAUCCAGCGCCCUGCAGAGGCGCAUCUAGAAACUGAGUCCUCAAGCCUCCUAUACUCAGGAGAAGAGACUCACACAGCCGAAACAGCCACCUCCCCAACAGAUGCUUCCAUCCCAGCUUCUCCAGAAUGGACAGGUGAAUCAGAGUCAACUGUUGCAGCCCCCGCCAGGUCCUGUGCAGAGGAGCCCUGUGGCGCUGGGACCUGCAAGGAGACAGAGGGUCAUGUCAUAUGCCUGUGCCCCCCUGGCUACACUGGCGAGCGCUGUAACAUAGACAUUGAUGAGUGCCUCUCAAGCCCUUGUCUGAAUGGAGCCACCUGCGUGGAUGCCAUCGACUCUUUCACAUGCUUAUGCCUUCCCAGCUACGGAGGGGACCUGUGUGAGAUCGACCAGGAGGUAUGUGAAGAGGGCUGGACCAAGUACCAGGGCCACUGUUACCGCCACUUCCCAGACCGCGAGACCUGGGUGGAUGCUGAGCGGCGGUGUCGGGAGCAGCAGUCACACCUGAGCAGCAUCGUCACCCCCGAGGAGCAGGAGUUUGUCAACAACAAUGCCCAAGACUACCAGUGGAUCGGCCUGAAUGACAGAACCAUCGAAGGGGACUUCCGCUGGUCAGAUGGACACCCCAUGCAAUUUGAGAACUGGCGCCCCAACCAGCCUGACAACUUCUUUGCUGCUGGAGAGGACUGUGUGGUGAUGAUCUGGCAUGAGAAGGGCGAGUGGAAUGAUGUUCCCUGCAAUUACCACCUCCCCUUCACGUGUAAAAAGGGCACAGUGGCCUGUGGAGAGCCCCCUGUGGUGCAGCAUGCCAGGACCUUCGGGCAGAAGAAGGACCGGUAUGAGAUCAAUUCCCUGGUGCGGUACCAGUGCACAGAGGGGUUUGUCCAGCGCCACGUGCCCACCAUCCGGUGCCAACCCAGCGGGCACUGGGAGGAGCCUCGGAUCACCUGCACAGAUGCCGCCGCCUACAAACGCAGACUACAGAAGCGGAGCUCACGGCACCCUCGGAGGAGCCGCCCCAGCACGGCCCACUGA